AGCUCCUUGUUUUUUAUUUAUGUUUUGUUUCAGACUCUCUUUUGUUCUUCCUUCUGAAGACUGAUUCUCCACUCAACUCUCAUUUGUACUUCCCUUAGCCAAAAAAAAAAGAAACCCUAAUUCCUCUUUUUUAUAUAUAUAUAUAGUAUUGAAGGAGUAGACGAAGCUUUAACGGUUUCUGAUCGAAGAUUUUGUGUUUCCGUCUCAGAUCGGUUCUACCGCAUUUCCACAAAAGUUGGCUGUGCGGUUUACUUUGCAAGCCUUCAUCCUUGAGUUUCUGCUCCGCUUAUAGUUGGACUAUGUCUGCUGACGCCAUGAUAAGCAUUCCUAAUGGAAAUAGCAAUGGCAAUGCACAGCCUUUUCCACAGCGAACUUACCAAGUUGUUGUGGCUGCGACUAAAGAUAUGGGUAUUGGUAAGGAUGGGAAGUUACCAUGGAAAUUGUCUGCUGAUCUCAAAUUCUUCGAAGAUAUCACUCUGACUACGUCAGACUCUGGGAAAAAGAAUGCAGUCAUAAUGGGUAGAAAAACAUGGGAAAGUAUUCCCCUUCAGAAUCGGCCUCUUCCAGGUCGUCUUAAUGUUGUUCUGACUCGUUCUGGAAGUUUUGAUAUUGCAACUGCUGAGAAUGUUGUUAUAUGUGGAAGCAUGACAUCUGCUUUGGAAUUAUUAGCUGCAUCUCCUUAUUGUGUUUCAAUCCAGAAAGUCUUUGUCAUAGGUGGCGGCCAGAUAUUCAGGGAAUCUCUUAAUGCAGCUGGAUGUGAUGCUAUUCACAUUACAGAAAUUGAGACAAGCAUUGAAUGUGACACUUUUAUGCCCGCCAUUGAUUCCUCUGUAUUCCAGCCAUGGUACUCAUCAUUUCCUGUGGUGGAAAACAACACCCGAUAUUGCUUCACAACUUAUGUUCGUGUGAGAAACUCUGCAGUUGAACACCUCAGUGAGAACUGUGAUCAGGUCUUUGAUAAUAAACCUGAUGCUGGUAAAUUUGAGGUAAAGAAGUUCUCAUUCCUGCCCAAGAUGAUUUUUGAGAAGCAUGAGGAGUACUUGUACCUGAAAAUGGUUCAAGACAUCAUAUCUGACGGUAAUCUUAAGGAUGACAGGACUGGGACUGGUACUUUAUCAAAGUUUGGUUGCCAGAUGCGGUUCAAUUUGCGAAAAACUUUUCCACUUCUGACAACUAAGAAAAUAUUUUGGCGAGGUGUUGUUGAAGAGCUGCUCUGGUUCAUCAGUGGUUCAACUAAUGCCAAGGUCCUUCAAGAAAAGGGCAUUCAUAUAUGGGAUGGUAAUGCAUCCAGGGACUUUCUUGAUAGUAUCGGGUUGACUGAUAGGGAGGAGGGUGACUUGGGACCCGUGUAUGGGUUUCAAUGGAGACAUUUUGGUGCUAGGUAUACUAACAUGCAUGCUGACUACACCGGACAAGGAUUUGACCAGUUGUUAGAUGUUAUUAACAAGAUUAAGAAAAAUCCAAAUGAUAGAAGGAUUAUACUCUCAGCCUGGAAUCCUUCUGAUCUCAAACUGAUGGCACUUCCACCUUGCCACAUGUUUGCUCAGUUCUAUGUAGCCAAUGGGGAGUUAUCAUGUCAAAUGUACCAGCGAUCUGCUGACAUGGGCUUGGGUGUGCCAUUUAACAUUGCAUCUUAUGCACUCCUGACGUGCAUGAUUGCUCAUGUUUGUGAUCUUUUUCCUGGUGAUUUCGUCCACGCGCUUGGUGAUGCUCAUGUUUAUAGCACUCAUGUUAGGCCCCUGCAGGAACAGCUUCAGAAACUGCCCAAGCCUUUUCCAAUUUUGAAGAUCAAUCCUGAGAAAAAGAAUAUAGAUUCCUUUGUGGCAUCUGAUUUCAAACUCAUAGGCUAUGAUCCUCGUGAGAAAAUAGAGAUGAAAAUGGCUGUAUAGAGCUCUUAUUUAGGUUCAGUAUACCCAAGGGCUCCAGUCCAAAUCUAGGCAGCAUCUGCACAGUUUUGAGGUAAAUUUAUGAUCCUUCAAUUAUGCAUUUGAUGAUUAGUUUCCUUUAACCGGUAUCUCUUAGGCCAUAAUUAAGUUUUUGUAUGUAAAGUAAUUUAGGUUAAGUAGUUUAUGGUGGAUGCUUGGAGUUGUAUAUAGUUGGUAUGUAUCCUUGCUAAUCUGUCAUGCAGAUGCUCUUCUUUUUGCCGCUUGUUGGUAUUUCUCUUUUUGCUAAAAACAUUGUAUUGGUAAUAACUGCAUAUCUUUUUCUAGCACAAUGGCUUUGUCUCACUGGAGGUGCAAAAUUAGAUGAUGUUCUAGUUGGUGUUGGCAAUAGAAUGAUUUGUCCCUUUAGCAGAUUAUCAGUCAAGUUGUAUCCCAUAAGAAAAUGUCAAUGCAAUAGAGAAAGGGUUCAUAAUCAUACAUGCUAAAAUGUGUUGAGCAAAUAGUUUCUUUCAGUCGGCCCUCAGCAUUUGACCCUGUGCAACUGAACGUUUGUUUUGGUAACAAUAUUUCAGGGCUGGUUACUGGAGGCUCAUGUUGAUGUAGAGACUUGUACUGAUAGCAAAAUAAAAAUUUGAUAGUUGGAUACAUACAAUUCAAGGAUGAUAUGUAGUAAGUGAGAAUCCUUUAGUUCCACAUUAUUCUUGUUGGUUCUAAGGUGAUUUAGGAUACUAUAUUAUCUUGUUUUUCAAGUUUAUUAUCA
Durio zibethinus is the source of this 2643-nucleotide messenger RNA. The record is from RefSeq and is a predicted model, not a curated record. Lineage: Eukaryota; Viridiplantae; Streptophyta; Magnoliopsida; Malvales; Malvaceae.